Darwinula stevensoni is the source of this 954-nucleotide messenger RNA. The record is from the annotation of a GenBank genome assembly. Lineage: Eukaryota; Metazoa; Arthropoda; Ostracoda; Podocopida; Darwinulidae.
ACCUUCAGCUUCCCAGCUAAAACUAUAGAUGACAUCUAGAGCGUUGACCAUGGCGCAGCCCAACGAGAGCACAUGAGUUACCUCUAACCUGGCCGACUAUGUAACUUGUGGCCGUUAUCGAGGAUCACUGGGACGGACAGCUACCCCGCAUUACAAACCUCGACUUCCCAGUUCAGACCUAGUGCUUCAGAAGCUGUCAAAAAGCCAUAAUGGCUACUGUGAGGCCUAGAACUAGUGUUGUAGAGGCGGCCAGUCCAACGGAUCAAGCGGUAGAUCCUCCAGAGGCGAUGCUAAAAAGACUUGCUCAAUGCUUGGCGGAAGCCUUAAGAGUGGAUACAUCUACUGAGCGGAAGGGCAUGGAGGAAGCUAUUGAUGACUUGCUGAUUCGUCUUGAUGAAUAUGCAUGUCUUGUUGAUAUGGUGCGCAGUGACAACCAAUUUUGCCUGCACAAGGCAUUGCCAAAUAUCAUAAGCCAAGCCAAAGAAAUGGACAAUAUUUACCGGAAGGUUGAUGCCCUGGAAGCUUUUAUGGAUCAAGCAAAGGGACAGCUUGAUGCCUUGGAGCACCAGUUGACAAUUGCUGAGUCAGCCUCAGGGACCGGGAAGUCAAUAAGGGAUGUCCUUAAACCUCUCUUCUUUAAAAGCACUCCUACUCCUGCCAAGAAGACAUUACCUCAAACACCCUCCUAUGAGGCUCCCCAGAUAUUCCAUGCAUCAGAAUUUUUUCACAAGUCUGUGGAAUCUCCUGCACCUGAUUCAACAAAAACAACAUAAGACAACUUCAUGGAAGAUAACCAUCAGUCAGUUUAAAAAGCCUUUAUAUUCUGCUUCAGUCUUCUAUGUCUUCAAAAUAAAUUUUAGUUUUUAAAAAUGCUCUCUAAUCUGACAAAAAUUCCAGCUGGAAUUUGAAACUAGCCUCAACUGAAAAUCAGUCCAUUUCCAAUUUGUCCUUAAU